Meira miltonrushii is the source of this 1571-nucleotide messenger RNA. RefSeq lists its product as uncharacterized. Gene Ontology annotation, cellular component: spliceosomal complex. Bases 339 to 1505 code for a protein of 388 amino acids. The record is from RefSeq and is a predicted model, not a curated record. The transcript has 2 exons. NCBI's taxonomy places the organism in Eukaryota, Fungi, Basidiomycota, Exobasidiomycetes, Exobasidiales, Brachybasidiaceae. Gene Ontology annotation, biological process: mRNA splicing, via spliceosome.
UUUUGAAUGCUUAGCGUUGCUGUUUUAGUGUUUGACGCGUCGUCGAUCUUGAAAUUCGGAAAGAAGCAACUCAACCUUUGACUUUUUGAUGGUAAAAGGUUAUGAUGAUGCAAGAAAGAGGUUCAUGAUGAAGGCAAGAAGUUAAAAUGAAAAGUCAGAGGGAAACAAAGUCUUUCUUUUCCUGAAGUAGCUUUGAUCAACCCCCAUUUGUUUCGGUCGUUAUCCUCUAUUUUGUGGAACGAGAGCCGAACGGACUUGAAUGUCUUUUGUUAGUCUGUGCAUUUUUAGAACUUUUAUUUUUGGUUUAUUUACUCCACUUUGCUCUCUCACCCUCACACAUGAUGAGUGAUCACGAUGAAGCAGAAGCAGGUCCAUCGAUAGUUCCAUUAUUCAAGAAAAAGAAGGGUGGUGCUGGAAGGAUAUCAAAGCCAAUUAGCAGGAAAAAUGGAGAUGAUACGAAUCAAAUUACAGGAGAAGUCAAAGACAUUGAUGCAGAAGAUGACGAGGAAAGAGUAGCUCUAGAUGACCUGAUAGCUCUAAGAUCCAUGCGUACAAAACCUCAAGGUAUCGACCUAGAACGACUCAAUAAGGGAGAGCUAAAGAAGAAGAAGAAGAAAAAGAGAAAAGAUGAUGACAAACCAGACACAGCAAAAACGGAUGAGGACAGAUGGGCUGAACAAAUGCGCAAAGGUGGUUUGGUAAGCCGAGACGCGCUGCAAGCAGAUAGAGCAUCUGGUGGAAAUACAAAGAAGUCUCAUUCAUCCGAUGAUGAAGAUGGAGAUGAAAAGUCAUCAGCACCCAGACUAUUGAAAGAGAAUAAUUUUCAAGGAGAAACAGGCACUGUCGAUGUAGACAAGCAUAUGAUGGCAUAUAUCGAAGAAGAGAUGAAAAAACGAAGACAAGGUCAAAGGAUGGAUGCCGCCGUGGAAGCAGCAAUUAACGCAAAAGACACUUCAAAUGGAUCUUUCAACAGUGCAGAGGAUGAGUUAUAUAAAGUUGCAGAAAAGUACAAGGCAAUCCAACAAUCUGCCAAAGAUGCAAUCGCACAAGCAAAGGGUAAUAUCAAUGCGACCUCCUCCGCUAGCAAGUAUGCUGAUGCUAUGCAAGCUCUUGCUGCUCCCAUACCUGAUGAAGAAAAGGAUGAAGGGAAUGCAUCGCUCAGUACAUCGAUGCUGACAGGCGUUCCAGAAGUUGAUUUGGGUAUGGAAGUUCGUAUGCGAAAUAUCGAAGCAACGGAAAGGGCAAAAAGAGAAAUGGAAGAAGCUAGAGCUCGUCAGAGAAACGGAAUGGUUACGCUGGAAGAUGAUGCUGACUUUGCAGCAGCACGAUUCUUCCGCCACAACACCAGAGUACAAUCCGACGCAGAACAGAUAGCACUCGAAAAAGCUAAUGAAGAUGACCAGCAACAACAGCCCAUGGCAGAACAUAGAAAGCGGCCAACAGCUUCUGAUGCUGCAGCUGUGGAUCGAUUCAAGAAGCGUCAGAGAAAUCAGCUCAAACGUUGACAGGAGUAUGUGAAUAUUAUGAAGCAUUUAAAUCCAUAUUUCCACAAGCGUGACAAUGGGGGGUUG